AUGAUCCUCGACGUGGCUCCUCCUUCAAAACGGACCCGAGAGAGCACAUCCAAGGUUCGAACCGGAUGCAGCACUUGCAAGGCUCGUCGUGUAAAAUGCGAUGAAGCGAAACCCAUCUGUCGACGAUGCGCCGUUGGAAGUCGGAAGUGCGAGUACCAGGUGGCACAUGCAGCACCACCACGUCGAAAUGUAAUCACCGUUUAUUUGCCUCCUACGCAAACUCAGCCGGUAUUCUUCGAAAACUGUAGCGGCCUUGACUUUUUUCACACAAAAAUCGCCGCUUUACUGGAUGGGCAAUUUGAUUCCGACUUCUGGAGGAAGCUUGUGCCGCAACUGUCACACUCUGAGCCAUCGAUUCGACAUGCUGUAUCGGCCGUCAGCGUCAUCUAUCGGGACGUCGAAUCAUCAUUGCGUCAUCCCGCAGGUUAUGUGAAAGCCAACCCCGAGGCUCAGAGGGAAUGGAAGCUCGCAGUGAAGAGCCUGUCGGCGCGAAUCCAGACGAACCCGAAUUCCAACCUGGUGCCUUUGGUCUGUUGCCUUCUUUUCACAUGCAUCGAGUUCCUUAGAGGCGAUGCGGACUCUUCAAUGCUUCACAUUCACAAUGGAUUCAAUAUGCUGGCACCACUCCGACACAACAGCAGCGCUGCCCGGUAUCCAGGGCCAGAGUCUUUCACCGACGAUCUCAAAGCUAUUGAAAACCACGUUCGUCCGAUGUUCUCCCGUCUGGGCAUACUUUCUUGUCUCUCUGGCAGAAUAACCCCGCCCUUAUACUCACAUCUACCCGAGGAGGACUCUCCCCACAAAGAUUUUGAGGAAGCUAGACGGCGGUUGUUUGACAUCGCUGACACGUGCGUUCGGUUCAUCAACCAGGUCACUCCCAAGGCAGACACGCUCCUCGUUGGUAUCGACGAUCUUGUUGAGCAGGCCAAACUUCAUAUGAGGCUAGUAACAUGGCGUGUCCAGCUGGACGAUCUUUUGAAACGAAUGCAGGCUGGCGGCAACCCGGCGAACCCAGACGCGCUCAACAUACUCUUGGUAAACUACAAAGCCGUUUCCAUCUGGACGCGGGUCUGCACUACGUCUCAGGAAACAGAUACAGACUCUUAUCAACCCGACUUUGACGAGCUGGUACACUAUGCGGAACAGGUCAUCCGGCCGGGACAGAAAAAGGCGGAACCGCUACUUUUGUCCUUUGACGUCCAACUCCUGGCGCCUUUGUUCUACGCCGCACUGAAAUGUCGUCAUUCCACAAUACGAAGACGCGCUUUGGAAAUGCUCCGGCUGGCCCCUCGCCGGGAAGGGCUGUGGAACGCGCAUCACGCAUACCUUACCGCCAAACGCAUCAUUGAGCUAGAAGAAGAGCAUAUAGACGAGCAAGGAAGCUUGCCAGACGAGAGUUCGAGACUGUUUGGUCUGCCGUUGCCUGAUGACGAGUCGCGCAUCUACAACGCAUGCGAGUUGCCUUUUGAUUUUCGGAGGUUUGACCACAGCGUGGUGCCUAGCCCGACUUGCCCAGGCACUCUUGAAGCUGUCUUCCAGACGAGGCCGAUGGGUUUAUUCGGAGAGUUCCAGACAAUCACGGAACUUAUACAGCUAUAA
Molecule: messenger RNA, 1599 nt
Organism: Colletotrichum orchidophilum
Lineage: Eukaryota; Fungi; Ascomycota; Sordariomycetes; Glomerellales; Glomerellaceae
Exons: 1
Coding region: 1-1599 (532 amino acids)
Biological process (GO): regulation of DNA-templated transcription
Molecular function (GO): zinc ion binding; DNA-binding transcription factor activity, RNA polymerase II-specific
Source: RefSeq, a predicted model, not a curated record